Cladophialophora psammophila CBS 110553 is the source of this 441-nucleotide messenger RNA. RefSeq lists its product as uncharacterized. The record is from RefSeq and is a predicted model, not a curated record. The transcript has a single exon. Lineage: Eukaryota; Fungi; Ascomycota; Eurotiomycetes; Chaetothyriales; Herpotrichiellaceae. The coding region runs from base 1 to 441 and encodes 146 amino acids.
AUGGUACUGGUCCCCAGCGACCAAGCUACUUACGGAGGAGGUAUUGUUGAUGUUGUUGUUGUCGUCGUCGUCGUCGUCGUCGUCGUCGUCGUCGUGGUAGUGGACAAUGUGCUGCUGGUAGAUGUGCUGGUAGAUGUGCUGGUAGAUGUGCUGGUAGAUGUGCUAGUAGAUAAGCUGGUGGAGGUAGUGAUGGAAGUACUGGUGGCAGGUCUGCUAGUGGUAGACCUGCUGGUGGUUGAUCUGAUUGUCGAUGUUGAAGGACUAACAGCCGAGCUUGAGGAAGAUGUCCUGGCACUGCUACUGCUCCUUGUAACCCAAGUUGAAGGGCUGCUACUUGUGAUCCUUGACGAUGACCAAGCUCCAGUCACAGUUGAGGUGGUUGUGGAACCUGACCAUGUUUUCCGCUGCGAAGAGGCAGAAGCCGGAGCCGACCAUGAAUGA